This is a messenger RNA of Chrysochloris asiatica (Cape golden mole), 246 nucleotides long. It is a transcript of the gene PDE6H, whose product is annotated as phosphodiesterase 6H, cGMP-specific, cone, gamma. The record is from RefSeq and is a predicted model, not a curated record. Gene Ontology annotation, molecular function: 3',5'-cyclic-nucleotide phosphodiesterase activity; cGMP binding. NCBI's taxonomy places the organism in Eukaryota, Metazoa, Chordata, Mammalia, Afrosoricida, Chrysochloridae. Gene Ontology annotation, cellular component: photoreceptor outer segment membrane. The coding region runs from base 1 to 246 and encodes 81 amino acids. The transcript has 3 exons. Gene Ontology annotation, biological process: positive regulation of epidermal growth factor receptor signaling pathway; positive regulation of G protein-coupled receptor signaling pathway; visual perception.
AUGAGUGACAAUACUGCUUUGGUUCCUCCAACUUCAAACCAGGGUCCCACCACCCCACGCAAAGGCCCACCAAAGUUCAAGCAGAGACAAACCCGUCAAUUCAAAAGCAAACCUUCUAAAAAAGGUGUGAAAGGGUUUGGUGAUGACAUUCCAGGCAUGGAGGGACUAGGAACAGACAUUACGGUGAUUUGUCCCUGGGAAGCUUUCAGUCACCUGGAAUUGCAUGAACUAGCUCAGUUACUUUGA